Messenger RNA from Diabrotica virgifera virgifera (western corn rootworm), 10019 nucleotides. RefSeq names its product GTP-binding protein Rhes. The coding region runs from base 265 to 1263 and encodes 332 amino acids. Lineage: Eukaryota; Metazoa; Arthropoda; Insecta; Coleoptera; Chrysomelidae. The transcript has 6 exons. Gene Ontology annotation, molecular function: GTP binding; GTPase activity. The record is from RefSeq and is a predicted model, not a curated record.
CUCUUCGUUGGGAGAGGGUAUAUCGGACGGGCAUCGGGCAGGACGCCGACGCCAGGCGUACUUCUUACAGCCGCAAAUAUGCGCGAAUCCAAAACACAACUACUAUUCCGCUUGUGAAGCUCGUGAAGUUGUAACGUACGGUAUGUAGUGUCCGACGGGCUCGCCAGAUUAAUAUAAUGCAGACUAUUUUGGACAAGGAAAACUCAUUCUAAUUUGAAGAAACGACAUUCGUAAUGUCCUCAAUACUAAAUUCAGACGAAGGAAAUGGACCUGUCCGCUUGUAGAAGUUGUUUCUGUCAUAAUUCUCAACCGAAUGAAGAAUCGAUGGUGUCGCAAGAGUGCCAAAAUAUAGUGGUAUCGUAUCCGGGACCAAGUUCUGCCAACAACAACAGUUCUGGAGACGAUGCAGUAGCUCCAUUCAAGAACUGCUAUAGAUUAGUUGUACUAGGUUCAUCAAGGGUUGGUAAAACCUGCCUUGUAGCAAGAUUUCUAGGCCAUAAGUAUACAGACGGUUACACACCAACAAUCGAAGACUUUCAUAGAAAAAUAUAUAGAAUUAGGGGUGAGAUAUAUCAACUAGACAUUUUAGACACUUCGGGAUUUCAUCCCUUUCCUGCCAUGAGAAGAUUAUCAUUUUUAACAGGUGACAUUUUUGUCAUCGUAUUUAGUAUGGACAGUAGAGAAAGCUUUGAAGAAGCUGCCAGACUUCGAGAGCAGAUAUUGGAAACGAAGGUUAACGCCUUAGCUUCAACCGGCGGAGGAGUGGGAAUAACCAGAAAAAAGACUUUACCUCGUGUACCUAUGGUAUUUGCCGGAAAUAAAUGCGACAGGGACAUGAAGACUGUAACCGUUGAAGAAGCUCAAGCAUAUUGUGAUAGUCAAGAUGCCUCGUGUACAUUCGUAGAAACAUCGGCCAAGAAAAACUUUAGAGUGGAAGAAGUGUUUUAUCAAUUGUUUUUAGUAGCCCAUUUACCGUUGGAGAUGGCGCCCAACCACCACAAAAGAGUAAGCGCCAGCUUUGGAUCGCCCAGUCCCUUACCGCCACCUACGCCAGUUCAUCAGAGUAAAAAAUAUCAUUUAUCUGUGAAAAGAAAACUUAGCGAUGCAUUAGGGGUAGUCACCCCAAACGCUAGAAGACCCAGUAUAAGAACGGAUCUUAUGAUCAUGAGAAACAAGACUUCCAGGCGAGGAGACACCUCCGGAGCUUCUAAUAAUAAUUCUAAAUGGUGGAAAAAAAGUGGCGACGUCUGUAAUUUACAGUAAAAUCGUUUGCUUUGGAUUGGAAGUUAUUUAGCUCCCUGUAUAUAGCUUAUUGUUAACGAUUAUAAAUAAUUGUUGUUACAGAUGAUGCUACCUUAUAGCAAAAUCGAUAUACAUUGCUGGACAAAAAUCAGGAUAUUUCUUUUCAAGUAUUUAUAACUUUAACGCUGAUAUUUGUUUCCGUAAAAUAUAUUAAAAGUAUUUUCUGUCUCUUUUUGUUUAUAUUUAAAAUCUCACGAAUGGUUAUUCAUUUGUUUUAAAUUUGGUGUAUAACUACACUAUUCCCGAUUUUAUAUUCCUCCAAACAUAAAAUUAUCAGUUACUAAAAUCAUUCUAAUUGUUGAUUUCGUUCGAAUUCUAAAUAGUUAUUCUUAUAAUUUACGUCUACGAUGUUUUUGAAUUACGACAUACAAUAAGCAUUCUCUUUAUCCUUGGUUAUAUCAAUAUCAUUCUUCUUUACCCACAUCUCCUGUCUAAGCGUCUCCAUCAGGUUUUCCUCUCCUACUUGAUCAAUGAACACGCAGAUCAGUAUUUCUUCGUAUUGGUGGAUUAAUUCGCGAUGUUGAAUAUGACUAAACCAUCUUAACCCAUGCUCUUUCAUUUUGGUAUCAAUUGGUGCCGUUUCUAAUAUAAUCAUUCCCAAUUUUAUCAUUUUUUUGUCAUUCCACUUAUCCAUCUAAGUAAACAUUCUCAUUUCUACUACAUGCGCAUUCGUUGUCUUUCCUUCUUUUCAACUGUCCAACAUUCAGUGCCAUACAUCUUAGCUGGUCUUAUGGAGGUUUUAUAGAAUUUUACCUUCAGGUUCACUGAAAUUGUUUUGUCACACAACACACCACUUACUUUCUUCCACUUUAUCCAUCUAACCCUAAUUCUACAGCAUACAUAUCUAUCUAUUGUCCCAUUACUAAUCGGUAGUAGGUAAGGAUCGGUAUCCUAGGUACUGAAAACUAGUAUCUAUCACUAUCUGCCACUAUUAUUUCACCUUCCAAAGACAUCAUCUUAUUUGUAGUAAAUACAUAUUUAUCUAAACGAAUAUUCCAAAUACUCUGUUUUUAUCUUACUAAGGUUUAAACCUAUUUCCUCAAUAAAAAGUCGCUAUCAUUAUUUUCUACUAACAUUACAUUAGCACACAUUAGUCACCAGGGUAUAUUACCCAGUAGUGUCGAUGUUAGCUUGCUGCUGCAAAACCAAUGAGAGAAUAAAUAAGGACUAACCAUCGAGCCAUGGAAACUCUUUUCACAUGAAAUUUACCAGUCUGUCUUAACACUUGUUGUUACUCUCUCAUACAUGUUUCUCACAAUCUUUAUUAAUAAAUAAGGAAUAAAUAAGGACUAACCAUCGAGCCAUGGAAACUCUUUUCACAUGAAAUUUACCAGUCUGUCUUAACACUUGUUGUUACUCUCUCAUACAUGUUUCUCACAAUCUUUACAUAUUCAUCGGGGACUUCUUUCUUAUAGAGUCCCCCCCUCACAUAAUCUCUUAAGGAACUCUAUCAUAUGAUUUUUCAAGAUAAAAUGAAUACCGUAUGAGCCUUUGUUUCUUUAUUCUUGUUUUUUUCUAUCAAAUGACUUAUAAUGAAAAUCAUUUCAUCCGUUCUUGAUCUACCUUGCAUAAAGCCAAACUGAUUUUCGGAUGUUUCGGUUUAUGCACGUAUCCAUCUAUUAAUUAUUCUCCCCCAUAUUUUCAUAGUGAGACUAAAUAGUUUUAUGGGCCUGUAGGGCCAUAAAAAAAGAAAUAAAUUAUAAAGAAUAUUGCUGAUGAAAUCCAAAUAAGCGAAAUAAAUUAUAUUUUUUCUUAAUUAAUGUAUUGACAUGUUUUCUCAAAUAUUUUUUAUAAAAAUUUAACCCUUAAACAUGCAUAGGUGUACGUAAAUAUUGCAACAAGUCACAAGAAACUUGUCCGAAUUUUUUGUUCAGAAAUGUAAGAAACUGUUUCAAAAGUUGCUCUUAUCUUAAUAUUACUAAACACCGAAAAUACAAAUUAUGUGCGGGUAAAAUUCUCAAGAAAUUCUUUAAUAACCUUUUUCUCCAUUUAAAAUCAAAAAUCAUGUUGAGUGGACCAAGAGUAGUUCUUGUAGACGGUAAAUAAUACAUCUUUAAAAUCCAGUACACAGUGGCGUAACUAGUUUGACUGCACCCCAAUGCAAGUAUUCACCGUGCGCUCCUAUUCGUAGACUCAUUUUUCCAGAAUAUCAGUUUUUUGCGCCCCCUAGGCCUGUGCCCCAAUGCACCGCAUUGCAGAGGUGUAACCAGGAUGAUCCUAAGGGGGGAUUACGUUUACUUGAAGGUCUCUGGGGGGUGUGGAAUAAUAAUGGUGUCAAGCGUCUAGAGCUCAAAGUACAUCCAAAAGGGGGGAGUUAUGACCCCCCAAAACCACCCCCUGGUUACACCUAUGCCGCAUUGGUUGCAUUGGCGUUAGUUACGCCACUGCCAGUACAUUAGUCAGAUCAAUUAAAAAUCACUGUAUAUUUUUUUAUAUUUGUCCAAGUUAUCAGCAAAAAAUAUUAUCAGAACUCGGCCAAGUUUGGAAUUAAAGCCCUCUACACACGCCCUGACAACCUGACCUCCUGACACGCCAAAAUUCCCCGACCAUUUUUGUCGGAGUCGGCUCUACACACGUCCUGACAAAACGUAAAAUUAUUGUUUACGAAUACAAAAAGUGCAACAUUUUGAAAUAUACAGCUCCAAGUAGUAAAUUAUCAUAGGUAAUUCGUCAUUUGUGUAUAAAUGGAUCAUUAACGAAUACAAAAAGACCGAAAUAAGCAACGUAUUAUGAAUUUAUGCUAAAAAUGGUAUAUUUUGUAAAAUUAUCAUUUUACUUAAAUUUUUUCUAAACCUAAUGUGUAUAAUAAGCCGUGUUUUUUGAUUUCUAAUGUUAUAAUAGGAGUAAAAAAAUGCAAACAUGUCAAAAUAUACAGCACCAAGUAGUCAAUUAUGUACUCUAUAUAUAUUAUAGACCGUAACAUAGUAAACACGUAAUUUGUGACCACCGCUUUAAAUCAACUAUUUUAAAUGGGAAAUAAGCCACAAUUUUACUAAAAUAAUGAUUUUAUUAAUGUUUCGACGUCCGAAUCGGAUGCCGCUGUCAAACAAAAAUGUCCGAUUUGGACGUCGAAACGUUAAUAAAAUCAUUUUUAUCUACUCUAUGUCAUAUUAUGUUAAGUUUUUAGUUUGUGAAAACUGUCGUUAUAGAUAGCAGUGCGUGAAGGGUUUACAGUGUGCGUGAAGUAACAAUGUAUUUUUUCUGCAACCAUGUUAAAAAUGCAAUUUUUAGCACUUCAUACGAGCGUUAAAAAUGCUACUUUAAGGCACUAGUGCUUUAAAAUUUUUAAGGCACUGCAGUUCGUAUUGACCGUAUAAGCAAUUUUGAUGUAAUGUCAAAAAAAUAUAAAAAUGGAAUGUCAGUCAAGUUCAAGUAAAAUUUUUUGUAGAUAUUGUCCUGUAAUUACGUUUGUAGAAAAAAUAUUGUAUGAUAUGCGUGUUAAAAAGUACAUUUUUAAGGCACUCAUGUGAAUUGCAGAACUCGCUUCGUUCAUUCUGCAAACUUUCACAUGCGUGCCUCAAACGUGUACUUUUAACACUUAUAUAUGCUUAUAUCAUAAAUAACUAUUAAAUGGGAUUUGCUUUUCCGCACACUUUCAAUGGGUUUUUUGGCACACAUUCAUAUAAUCAAAUAUCCUUAACUUUCGCGUUGUCAUGGUGAUGACAAUAUGAGCAAUGACUUACAACAAAAUUUUUGACAGUUUUGUGGUUUGAAAGUAGUUAGGAUUUUUAAAUGUCAAAUUUCUAAAAAUUGUAGAAUAGAAAUGAAUUCCAGUGACUAAGAGUUACAGUUUUUUUAUUUGUUUAUCGUAGAGUAGAUAAAAUAUUGUAUGAAACUGUGCGUGAAGUACUUUUUGCGAACUUACGCGAUGUAUAGCACUCGCUCCGUUGUCGCUCGUGCUCUAAAAAUCGCGUGCGUUCGCAAAAAGCAUACUUCACGAACUGUUUCAUAAAUAACUAUUUUAGUAAAAUUGUGGCUUAUUUCCCAUUUAAAAUAGUUGAUUACAAAAACGCCACAAGGAAAUAGCUUCAGAACAACACCGCUUUAAAAAAGAAAUAAUUAUUCAUCCGUGUUAGAGUCAGAAAUCAGGCCAACAACGCUACACACGUCCUGACACACUAAAUUUGUCAGAAUGUUGGAAUAGCACGAUCACCCAACAAAAUCGGUCAGCGCCUGACUCUCAGGAUUACUCAUUUUUGUCGUGCGACAAGCCUAUAAGCAUACUAUUAUACAUACGCCUUAAACAGUCAGACCCAACUUUGUCAGCCCCGACAGGUGAUUUUGUCAGAGCAUGUGUAGACGGUUUAAAAUCUUCUGAAAGCAUUGCUGUUUUUUUGCUUUAGGUUUUUUUACUUUGCUUUUGCCUUUUCCAAUAGGUUUUUUCUUAUUUAAAUUGGAUUAGAAUGUUUGUCACAAUUUUAAAUUAUCCUACAUUUUUUUAUUAAUAUAUUUUUAUUAAUAUUAGUGUGUCUAAGGAGUAUCUUAUUAUUACAUCUUUUAUCGGUUUUAGUCCCUUCUUGCUUUCUUUAUCUACUCGAUUUAUUAACUUGCAUUUAUUUUCAUUUUUCGUAACUGUUUUCUGGUUUUGUUUCUUUUGUUUUCCAUUUUUUUAAAUAAUUUACUUAUACAUAUCCGAAAAGCGCACAAUGAAAAACGAAAAAAAAGUAAGAGGACCAUAUACAAAAGUAGCAAAAGAAGCAGAAAAUUUCAACUCAGAUAAAAGAAUUUAAAUGUAAUAAAUAUUUAAAAAGAACAUUAAGAUCUCCUUGCAAUCAUACAGGAGAAAUUUUUAUGUACUGUAAAGGUUUUGCAUAUUAAGCGUUCUAAAUUUUGUUGAAUUUAAUAAUAUAUUAAUAUUAAAUAAAAUGGGCAAUAAAAGGUUUCAAACUUCUGAGAGCUGAAUAACGCAUAACGUGUUGUAAAUGUUUUAUGUAUAAUUAAUAUUGUUGGAAAUUUACACUUAUAUUUAUAGCCAGUACAUCACUUUAGUGAUAACAUAACUAAAUACUCUCUUUUUCUAGUUUCGUCCAUCCUUCUGGAGUAUAUUAUACGUUUCUUGGUUAAAACUGUAAGAUUGCUGACUGACCAGCUCAAAAUUAUAUUACUAUAAUAGUACAUUAUAUACCGCGGGACUGAAGUAGUACAUUUAAUCCUGAAGGUAAAGUUUAUGGCCCGACCGCAGGGAGGGCCAUAAUUUACCUGAAGGAUUAAAUGUACUUCAGUCGCAAGGUAUAUACGAUACUUUUCGUACUUCCGGUAUGAUUUUAUUAAUUAUUUCAAUAAUUUCAAUCAGUUUUUUCUCUCUUCAACUCAUUUAAUAAACUGUCUUUAAAAUAAGUUACCAUAGUAACAUUGCGUUGUGACAGUUAUAAUUUAGAAACAUUGUCAUUACUAGUGUCAUUGUAAAGAAACAUUGUUAUUGAUAAUUAUUGGUAUCAUGAGUGAAGAAGGUGUAUCUGAUAUUGAUAAAAGAGCAGCCGAAGUAGGUGAAGAAUUGUUACCACCGAAAUCUAGAAAACUAUACGAGCAGCAGUACGAUGCUUUUAAAAAGUGGUGCCGCUUAAAAAAUGUGAGACAACCUACUGAAAAUGCGCUGUUAGUCUACUUCGAUGAUAAAUCAAAAGCGGUUUGUGCCUCAACUCUCUGAAUUACUCAAUGCUGAAAUCGGUUAUUAACAUUAGAGAAGAUAUUGAUAUAAGUAAAUUUCCAAAAUUAUUAGCUUUUUUGAAGAGAAGAAAUGAGGGAUUUAAGCCAAAGAAGUCAAGAAUUCUCACGUCUGAGCAGGUUAAAUUCGUUUGUUUGUGAUUUAAUCGUUCCGGGAGUUUCGUCAAUAUUUAAUCCCGGAGGGAUUAAAUGUGACACUUUAGUACCUGUCACAACCCAUAUAGCACACAACGUCCGAUGUACGUCCAUAUAACGUACAUUUAAAGUCCAAACGUCCAUGGACCAAAACUGGACGUACUAUGUACGUACAUUACGGGACGUCCAUUGGACGUUGGAUUUCAACGUACAUUGGACAUCCAUUUGUGGUCCAUGGAUAUUUUACACAAAACGCGACUAUUAUAUUAAGUCCCAAUACAAACUAAAUGAGAAUCUUCUUGACAACGUUGUCGCUCUUCGCGCUAUCGGUCGUGAAAGGUAGUAUUAUACAGGUACUUUUAGGGGAUUAUCGCUGUUAAUUGUUGUGGAAUACUGAAGGAUGGUUUAUUUAUGAUAAUUCACAGAAUGGCAAACGCGCUUGUAAUAUACAACAACGGUACUGACUCUAAAAAUAGUUUGGAACAGAAACAGAACAGAGAUUAAACCUCUUUUAAUGUGCAUGCUUCCUAGGGCGUCAUUAUCUGAAUCUCGUUUUUAUGAAAAUACAUCCUGUGAUAUAUUUGUGUUUUCUGUUUAUCGUGCAAGUGCAGUCGUGCAUUAAUGAAGUUCCUAGUUCCUAUAAUAAAGUAUAUAUUAUAAUGAAGUUACAGUAAAGAGAAAUAAAAAGGUCUUUUGUGUAAUAUUUUUAAGUAUAAGUUUAUGUAUUAUAAGGAACUAUUUCCUAUAAAGACUUUUUGCUAUGUAUUCACAAAAUUAUAGAUACUAGAUUUCUUUCUGAAAAGUGCCCUACAAAUGUCCAUAAGACGUACAUUGAAUGUACAUAAGGUGUACACUGAAAGCUUCAAUACAACGUACAAUGUACGUUUGUAGCGGACGUUCUAUGGACGUCCAAUUUUGUGAACUCUGGACAUUCGUUGGACGUCCAUCGGAUGUCCAUUGUACCUUAGCGGGACGUCCAUUGGACGUUCCAAUGUACACAGAUGUACGUCCAUUGGAUGUCCAUAAAACGUACUUGUGCUAUCUGGGAAGGGAGUGAAGUUGUCACUUUAGGCCCGGAAGUACGAAAAAAUAUUUAUGAUGACAAAUAUGUUACGAUAGACGGGAAGACCUAAACCAGACAAUAUUCUUUAUCAAGUUAAAUUUGUUUAUAAGAUAAGUAUAUUUGGAGGAGGGCUUUAAAAUUUAUAAGGGAAUGCAUUUUAAUUAGAUUGUUUUAAAAAUAUGUUAAAAAUAAAUAUAAGUGUGUUUUUUGAUAAAAAUCGUUAGCUGAAAACUAAAAUCAAUUUAAGUAAAUUGAUUUUAGUUCCAUUUGUUAUUUACUAGAUUUUCUAGACUUAACUAACAUUGUAGUAAUUCUUAGUUACUAAUCUUCUUUAUUUUUUAUUCUUCUUUUCCCUCAGCUUCUCCCUUUCCAUAGGUCGUUGUUCCUUACUCCUUUUUGCCAUUGAUUUAUGUCUAUCGUGUCUUCUUUAAACCUUUCUUUCCCCUUAAGAUCUCUGCCGCACAGUCCUUUCAUAUCCUUCUCGGUUUUUCUCUACCUAUCUUCUCAACAUCCCUAACAGCUUCAUCCUUCCUACCAGAACAUAGUUCUUAUUUCUACUUAUGACGGGACCAAACUAUUGCAGUACCUAUUUGUUGUUGGCCCAUUUUUGAGAGUGUAGUCACCCUGGUUCUUUCCCUAGUCGUCGUUCCUGAUCUUACCCCUUCUAUCCUUUUCCAACAUCCACUUAGGCCUUUUGUAUAUCUUUCUCAUAAUUGUAUUAUUAGUGCUAAGAUCAAAAAUCAAAGAUAUGCAGACCAUGUAGUUGUAAUGGAAUCAGGUUUUGAAGAACUACAAACCAUGCUAACCGAACUAGCAAAGGACUCCGAACAAAUAGGUAUAAAAAUGAAUUUUACCAAAACAAAAACAAUGUCAAACACACAAGAUAAUAGAAACGUAAUAGUAAACGAAACGAUUAUAUAAUAAUAUAUAUCGGAUAGAUAAUAAAAAUAAAUAAGGAAAACUAAACAGCGGGGGUAAAAAGAAGGGUCAGAUUAGCCUGGGCAGGAUUUGGGAAAUUAAAAUGGGUCUUAAAGAAUAAAAACGUAAAACAAUACUUAACAACAAGAGUGUUUGACCAGCGCACACUCCCAAUUCUCACAUACGCAUGCCAAACAUGAAGCUUGACCAAACCAAACAUGAAUAAAAUAAUGAAGACACAAAGAGCCAUGGAGAGAGCAAUGUUAGGAGUAAAAUUAAAAGACAAAAAGCAAAACAACUGGAUAAUAAAUAAAACAAAAGUCAAAGACGCAGGACAACAUAAUUAAAAAUUACAAUUUUUAAUUAUAAGGACAACAACCAGAUUAAAAUAGAGUUUCGCAGAUCAUAACCUCAGACAAACGGACAAUAGGUGACACACAACAAUGGAGACCAUGGACUGGAAAGAGAGCAAGAGGACGACUCCAGAUGAGAUGAGGAGAUGACAUUAGAAAUAUAGGAGGAACACACUGAAACAGAAAGCACAAAACACAAGAGAAUGGAGGAAACUAGGGGAAGCGUAUGUUCAAAAUUGGACGAAUUAAAGGACAAAAGAAGAAGAAGAAGAUCAAAUUACAAAAUUGUUUGAACACACAUAAAGAUUUGGUAAAGAAAACGACAACUUUUAUUUAAAAUUGUCUACAUUUUCAAUUACUUAGUGAGUACUCAUACUGUUGAGAUUGUUGUUGCAAAAUACAUACAAUAGAACUUGGCCAGUUCCACUUUACCACUUCUUCUCGCCUCAUCAAAGGCUUUUUACUUUCUACAAGACCUUUUAAUGUAUUUUAAAACGUAUACCAAUGUCAGAUAACACAAAUAUGAACAUAUCUAAUAAUAGCUGUAAUAUUAAAAUGACAAUAAAAAGAAAUCAAAACACGUA